Molecule: messenger RNA, 4326 nt
Organism: Boleophthalmus pectinirostris (great blue-spotted mudskipper)
Lineage: Eukaryota; Metazoa; Chordata; Actinopteri; Gobiiformes; Gobiidae
Gene: alcama
Product: activated leukocyte cell adhesion molecule a
Exons: 16
Coding region: 274-1956 (560 amino acids)
Biological process (GO): cell adhesion
Cellular component (GO): plasma membrane
Source: RefSeq, a predicted model, not a curated record
AAAAGCCCCGUGUAUGAGCUGCUGGUUCUGCUGGUUCCUCCUCCUCCCUCCUCUCGCGCUCUAUCCUGGCGCUCCGCUCCAUACUCUCUAUUUCACCUGCGCUCCGCGGCUGACAACACCACUACUCGGGGUUCCCUUUCGGACUUUCCACGCCGCCUUCACCGCUACAGUGACAUAUCUCCGGGCUCUAGGCUAUUUGAUCUCCUCACUCCGACUUCAAAUCACCGUCUGUCGCCAGAGGUUUUCCCUGGACCUUGAGUCUACUUUCCAAGGAUGGAGUCGGCUGCUUUCCUGUUGCUGUUUUCCGUGUGCGCUGGGACGCUUCUUCAAGUGUGGGCCUCGGAUGGCGUGACAGCCUUGUAUGGAGAGACCAUCGUUGUUCCGUGCAAUGGAGGAUCACCGCCUCUGAAUGAGCUAAUGUUCAUCAAGUGGAAAUAUGAGAAAGCUGACGGCUCGCCCGGUGAUCUGCUGGUCAAACAGAACCAGAAGGAGGCCACAGUCCAGGCCACAGACGGAUACGCCUCUAGAGUCAGCAUUGACGACAAGUACAACCUCCUCAUCACUGGGGCAACGCUCAUGGACCAGCACGUCUUCACCUGCAUGGUCGUGUCUGCCACCAACCUCAAUGAGUUUCCUGUCUCUGUCUCCGUGCACAAGAAGCCGGCCCAGGUGCAGGUCAUGGACAAGGCUGACGUGCUGCAAAAAGACAAGCCAACAAUGGUGGGAACAUGUGUUGUAGCAGAUGCUAACCCUCCAGCUAGCAUCACAUGGAAGAAGAACGGGCAGGCCCUGGUAGCCGACGAUAAAGCCAUCGUGAUCACCACCAGCACAAAGGUGGAGCCCUCUACUGGCCUGUCUACCACCUCGUCCAUCCUGCAGUAUGUGGCCUCUAAGGGGGACGCAGAGGCUGUCUUCACCUGUGUGUCCCAACAUGAGCUGGGCGACGACUCUGCCAUCGUGGGACCUUUCUCUGUGCACUAUCCAUCGGAGAAAGUUAGCCUCCAGGUCCUGAGCAAGGGUCCCAUCGUCGAGGGCGAUAACGUGACUUUGAAGUGCCACGCUGAUGGCAACCCCCCGCCCAAAGCUUUCUACUUCCACAUCAAGGGCCAGAAAACGCUGGUGGAGAAUUCUGAUACGUACACUGUGACUGGCAUCGGGCGCGACGCGGGCGGAGAAUACAAAUGUGCACUGGCCGACAACGAGAAAAUGGAGGCCUCCCAGAGCAUCGUGGUCAGCUACCUGGACCUGUCUCUGAGUCCAACCGGGAGGGUGGUGAAGACAGUAGGGGACACCUUGUCUGUGAAGAUGGAAAAGAGCUCCUCGGGCGAAGCUACCGUGUCAUGGAGAAAGGAUGGGAAAACUGUGAAGGAGCCCGUCUUCACCAAGCUGACGUACUUGGAUGCUGGAGUCUACAAAUGUGAAGUGACCACUGAAGCCGUCACCAGACAUCAGAGCUUUGAGCUGGUGGUUGAGGGUAAACCUGUGAUCACCGGUCUCACCAAACAGCGCUCCUCAGAUGGAAACCACAAAGUCCUGACCUGUGAAGCCGAGGGAGUACCAGAGCCCAUCUUCCAAUGGAGCGUCAAUGGCUCUAACCAGGAGUGGAGUGAAUAUACCAAAGGCAAGGCUACCCAUAAAAUUACCGUAAUACCCAAGGUGAACCUUACCGUCACCUGCAUCGUCAGCAACAAGCUAGGAGAAGAUGCCAUGACUAUCAACGUCUCCUCUGUUUUUAAUGAAGAUACAGAAAAAAAAGAUUCUCAGGAGGAGUCCGAUGACCAGGCCAAGCUCAUAGUGGGCGUGGUUGUGGGUUUGAUUCUCGCCGCUGCAGUGGUGGCUCUGAUCUACUGGCUCUACAUGAAGAACUCAAGACAAGGAAGCUGGAAGACGAACGAGAAGGAAGUGGGGACAUCCGAGGAGAGCAAGAAGCUAGAGGAGAACAAUCACACUGUUUAAAAGGCCGCCUUGGCUCGACUAACUGGAAUAAAAGAGAAGCGAUUGAAGGCGGCCUUGCAUCACUCCUCCUCCUCUUCCUCCUCCACCACCUCCUCCUCCUCUCCGGAAGACUCCCAAUCGGCUGCUUUGAUUCACUCCAGGCAACAACAUAAGCAGCUACACCCCGAGAACUCUGCUCCACCUCCCCUCCUCCUCCCCACUCCCCACUCUCUCCCGUGCCCAUCUUCCUCUCCUCCUCUCUUCUCUGUUUUCCCUCUCUCCCCUGUCUGCACCUCCUCCCCUCUAUUUCUCCUCCUCCCUGCUCUCUUCCCCUCGUUCUCUCCUCCUCCUCCUCUCUUUCCUUCUCUCCUCUCCCUGCCCCAUGCCCACCCACCCAAUCUGCACUGAGGCUGCCGUGUUACUGUGUCAUUUUGUCAUUUUCUUUCCCAAAUUCUGUGUUCCUGGUGAAUGCUCCUUGUUCUUUCUCUUCGAGCGAUUUUCUGUGUGUAAGGCUGUGCGGCGCCAUUAUUUUCACAAUUUCUUUCAAUUUUUAUUUUUUUUUUAAAGAUUCUGUUUGUGGAUUUCUUCAAAGAAUGUAAAUUCCUGUACACUUUUUAAAGGCCUGUAUAAGAAAUCUACAAUUAUGCGUGUGCCCUGGCUGAGCAUGCCAAGUUUUAUUUUUUUAAGUUUUACUUUUCUGUGCGCUGUGUGGAUAAGAAGGCCUUAGUUUGAGAAAAAUAACUUCACUGCUGUAAACCGGACCUGUUGACAUUUAAAACUAAAAACAUUUCAGGCUUUAUUUAGUGAACUAUACUGAAUCUUCUGCUCAUGUUUUAUUUCUUACACUUGUAUAUGGCUUGUCACCAUGGUGAAUAAAAACAUAAUAAUAAUAAUUUUUUUGACACAUAGAACACACUAUGCGUACACGGGUUGCUAUGCCGGUAUGUUUGAACUUAAGAAAAUAAUUGUAAGAUGAUUUCAUUUUGUUACACACUACGUAAUUUCAUCUGAAGCCACUCUAGGUCAUCCUCUUAAGUUUUGUUGUUUUAUUUUGAAAGCUUUACUGAUGCCAUGUUUGAUUUGAUUGUUUUGUCUUUAAUUUUUGAUGUAUUUAUAAUGUGGAUGGCUGUGCUGCACCAUGUUUAAUAAUUCUUUUUUUUUUUUUGCAUCAAGUGUUGCGUAGGUACUGUACUGAUCCACUAAAGACAGUAUCUGUAGUGUCCAGGCUCAAACUCUGCUGUAUUAAAUGAUUAUUGUUAUUAGUAGGUCUUGUUGGUUUUGAUUGGACAUAAGGAAAAGAAAUGACUCCGUUUCCCACAAUGCAACGCUACAGACAGAUGAGUGACAGAGGACAGUUCGCGCAUUACACAUUAAAGCUGCAAUAUGUAAUUACACUUGUUUUUACACGGAUCUGGUCUAAAAAAAAUCUACAUUUUAAUUUCCAACCAGACAAAUAUGUUUAAACCAACUUAGGGAAAUGUUAAAUAAUCUCCAUGGAGACGAGUAGGUGGUCUGACCUCAACAAGAAAAGUUACACCGUGCAUCUUUAAAGGGAUAGUUAAUAUUUGUUAUUACUGAAAUGUUUAGUUUACUUAAAGGAUUCCAACCAGUAUUUACAAUUAAAUAAAUAAAUAUUGAGCCAUCUCCUUUAAAGCUGCACUAUGUAACAUUUCUGGUGUAGCUAUUCCUUGCCUGGAAUAUCCCACAGUAUCGCAUUAAACUUGCGUAUCUUGCAUUUAUAACACAUAUUUUGAAUGCUCGUAAUUACACUGAAAAAGUCGCAUUCUUACUGUGAAUCGUCUCCAUAUAUAUUUACCAGUGGCUUGUCUUUGCUUGUCUUUAGUUUAAUGCUGUACGGCGGGACAUUCCAGACCAAGCAAUAGCAUCUCCAUGGAAACAAGCAGACAAGCAGACCGACUCUCCACACUGCGGCUUUAAGAAAUUGUGCAGAUAUUUAUGUCUGAGCGUUACAGUGUCAGACUAUAGAAGCUAUUUUGGAAGUUGAAUUGUAUGUGCACGUAAUAUAACACGGCACACCACUUGUCACGGACUUGAAAAGCUGUUAAAAUACUUAACAAGAAGGAGCACGCGCCAUGUACAAUUCCAACUCUCUGUCUCCUGCUAUGUCUCUUUUACACCCACUAAACCUGUCCUCAGAAGGACUGUACAUGAAAUGAAGCGUACCGUGAGUGCGGAGACAGAGGAGCGCGAGCACAACCGAGAGCUGUAGGUCAUUCUGCGUCAUUGUCCGUUGCGUCUUUUGUUCAUUUUUGCGAAUAAUCAGGUCAGCAGUGAAACCAAAGAGGGUAAGAUGAGAAGGCCAUAGUAGUGUUGUAAAUACAGACUUUUGUUUUUGUACUGUUGUUGACAAUAAAGUGUACAUUUUGAAAA